Molecule: messenger RNA, 945 nt
Organism: Fusarium verticillioides 7600
Lineage: Eukaryota; Fungi; Ascomycota; Sordariomycetes; Hypocreales; Nectriaceae
Exons: 2
Coding region: 1-945 (314 amino acids)
Cellular component (GO): intracellular anatomical structure
Molecular function (GO): NADPH dehydrogenase activity; FMN binding; NADP binding
Source: RefSeq, a predicted model, not a curated record
AUGUCUAAGUUGUGGGCUAGAAGUGUUAUUUGCAGUCGAGACUUGUGGCUGAGAGCUUGUUCUGGCAGAGAGAACCUAGAAGGACUGCGACAGCACGUUGAAUUUGCACACGCCAACAACUCUCUUAUUGAUAUUCAGAUUGGCCAUGCCGGUCGAAAGGCGUCCUGUGUUGCUCCUUGGUUAGAGGCUGGACUUGCCGCUGAAAAGGCCGCCGGCGGAUGGCCUGAUGACGUUGUGGGCCCUAGUGCUGAGCCUUUUGCUCCAGGGUAUCCUACACCCCGUGCUAUUGCUAUCAAAGAGAUUGAGCAGCUCAAGGAGGAUUUCGUUUCCGGAGUGCGUCGAGCGGUUGAGGCCGGCUUUGACGUUAUCGACUUCCAUUUUGCUCAUGGCUAUCUCGUGUCAAGCUUCCUGUCCUCUACUACCAACAAGCGGACCGACAAGUACGGCGGAAGCUUUGAGAACAGAGUCAGACUUGCUCUCGAAAUAGUCGAGGCAGCCAGAGCCGUUAUGCCCCAGUAUAUGCCCUUGUUAGCUCGUAUCAGUGCUACUGACUGGCUGGACAAUAACCCCGAGUACGAGGGAGAGAACUGGAAUGUCGAGCAGAGCAUCAAGCUUGCGCACCUUUUGGCAGAGCGAGGAGUUGAUGUUCUUGAUGUUUCCAGCGGUGGUAUCCACAAGAUGCAAAAGGUUGCUGCUGGUCCCGGUUACCAGGCUCCAUUUGCCAAAGCGGUAAAGAGGUCUGUUGGAGACAAGCUACUUGUCAGCACUGGCGGCAAGGACGACACCCCUUUAGAUCUGGUAGCUGCAGCACGUCUGUUUCAGAAGAACACCGGACUUGUUUGGUCGUGGGCUGACGAUCUGAAUACCUCCAUCCAGGUUGCUCACCAGAUAGCUUGGGGUUUUGGUGGUAGGGCUAAGAAAAAUGCCCCUAAGCCUGUUUUAUAA